CGGUCUUCAAUAAAGAUGAGCCAUUGACUUAAGAAUGAAUGUCAAUGGAACGUACUCUUUGUCUUUGUAUCGUCUUCUUUGCUGAUUGAGUUACUUUAAUACCCGUCCAUCGUGAACGCGACGUCAUGGCCGAAACGAUGCCUGACCCUCCAUUCACCUUACCAGAUCUCAUGCUCACCCGCGCCCAAGCAAGUGACAUACCCUCAAUUCAAUUGAUGGUCAACGCAGCAUACGAGAAAUACAUACCCCGGAUUGGCAAACCUCCAGCUCCAAUGACAGCAGACUACCCAUCUCUGCUCGCAACCCGCGACAUCUUCAUCCUGCGCAUAGCUCAAUCUCCCGUCGGCGCGAUCGUUCUCCAGCACGAGCCUGACUCCGUCGCGAUAAAAAUCGAGAACUUGGUAGUCGACCCAAGCGCACAAGGUCGAGGCUAUGGAAAGGUAUUGAUGCGCUAUGCGGAGGACUUUGCGCGGUCGCGAGGUUGCAGUGCGUUGGAGCUGUACACGAAUGUCAAGAUGUUUGAGAACCUGGGGCUGUAUCUUAAGAUGGGGUUUGUGGAGACUGGGAGGAGGGAAGAAGAUGGUUUUGAACGCGUUUAUUUUUGUAGAGAACUGGAAUAGUAUGUAAACGAUAACUUUUAUUUAUACGAUGCUUUAAUUGAACGUCAUGCACCAAGCGACGCGCUGAAGAAACCCGCUUCAUCGCGUGCGCCAAUUGAUCACCA
Molecule: messenger RNA, 724 nt
Organism: Fusarium verticillioides 7600
Lineage: Eukaryota; Fungi; Ascomycota; Sordariomycetes; Hypocreales; Nectriaceae
Exons: 1
Coding region: 126-620 (164 amino acids)
Molecular function (GO): acyltransferase activity, transferring groups other than amino-acyl groups
Source: RefSeq, a predicted model, not a curated record